Vicia faba (fava bean) is the source of this 411-nucleotide messenger RNA. The record is from the annotation of a GenBank genome assembly. NCBI's taxonomy places the organism in Eukaryota, Viridiplantae, Streptophyta, Magnoliopsida, Fabales, Fabaceae.
AUGGAGCUUUUAAGUCUAAGCAAUAGUUUGGUUCCUAAGGAUAUUUACAAAGCAUUUGAUUUGAAUAAUAUAUGUGCUCUUGUAGAUAAAUUCUAUUCUACAGAUUUUAGUGAGCAUGAAAAAAUUAAUUUGAGAUAUCAACUUCAACACUUUCAUCUUGAUGUUGUUGGUCAUCCGGAUUUAAAUAACUUGUCAACUAUGUCUGAAUUGUGUCAAGCUCUAAAAAAGACAGGGAAGACAAAUACAUGUUAUUUGAUUGAUCGGCUUAUCCAUGUUAUCUUAACUCUUCCAGUUUCUACAGCUACUACAGAAAGAUCAUUCUCAGCAAUGAAGAUAAUCAAGACAUUGUGCAAUAAGACGGAGGAUGGAUUUCUUACGGACAAUACGAUGCUUUACAUUGAAAAGGAAUAG